AUAUACACCUAUCCCAUGGUUGGAGUCUACACUAGAGACAUCGUGACUCGAAAAAAGAUAAAUACGAAAACAUUAGGGGAGACAAAUACGAGAAACUGCCUAGAUCGGGGAAGUGAACAAAAUGCUUCUAGUAGAACACUUAAUCAUGCUUUGUAAGGUAUACCCUGGGAGCAUACUGUAUACGAUUCACCAUCGCACUUUCCUUGAAGAUUUAACACCUGUAAUUUCCAUAUCAGUGACUUGCAACAAUUUAUUCCUUACCUGAGCCCAUCGGCAUCAAUAAAUUGAAGAGGUCCCUUAUAGUUUACCAUAUCCAACUACACCAUCCUCUCAUCAGGAAUUGACAAGGCUGCUCUCAUGAACGGAACAUCCUAUCCACGGCAUCAUCAGACAUCAUGAUUCGAUAUAAACCCACCCGGAUAACACUUGGGGAAAGCGACGUCCAUGACUGUCUGGAAAGAUUGCUCUUGCGGCAUACCAGGUUUGUUGAACAGCAAGAGGAAGAUACAGAUCAGAGCGACAGUGAGAACAACAUGAGUACAUCGACAGACUCAAAUGGCUUUUCUCCAUAUGCAUACUCUGAUGGGUCCAGCUGUGAUCAAGAUUUGCAUUCACUGUUCAGCGACAGGCCAUUGCAUCAAAAUUGGCAAAGAAAUCGCCGUUUCUUCUCUGUGUCUCCAUCCACUGAGGCGCAUAGCAUAUCUCCAUCUGAAGGAUCACAAGGGGAUCGUAUGACCUAUAAAAGCCGAUCCUCGUCACCAACUAGUGCAGCUGUGGAGAGACCAGACCCACUAAGUUCAAUCGCAGAUUAUCAAUCCUUUGUUAACACUGGCUAUCUUGGGUUAGGGUCAUUAUUAGAAGACAUUCACUGGCAAUCUCCUGUCAAGCCAUUAGUGGCGUGCUGUGCCGAACCACUCUAUCAUUCACUGAAAGCACACUCUCUGUUCUCGGCCUUAUCAAGAGAGUCUCUAUCGCAAUGGGAAAACUCCAUCAACACAACAUGGGAAAGGGUGAAGCAGUUCUUUGUGGCCUCUGGGAAUCACACUUCUUCAGAGCACUCCCUGUGUUGUUACUCACAGGAAACAAAUCUCUCUGAUGUGACCCUUCCUGCAGUUUUUUCAGCACGCAGUCUUCUGGCCGAUAAUAGCUCUGACCUAGGAGAGAGGAACACAACUUACAACACAGGACAUGCCCCAACAUUGUCUGAAUCAAGAAGUGCAGACGCCGACUUCGAGCUUAGAUUGAAAACGAUAGCGCCCAGACAAUCCGAGAGUUCAGCUCAGUCUCCUAGUUGCCUUACCACCAUAUGUUUAGAUGAGAACGCUAAUUUGCAAACAAGCCCAAUGACAGAGCCUGCAAGGAAGACCCUUAAGACAACGGAAGGCAGUAAGAUCGACACGUCUACUCCAUCGCAUGGCGAACAAGCUGGACUUAUAGCGCACCAUAACAAGGGCUCUGGUACCGAGUCCCAAAUUUCUGACGCUGAGCUACCGCAUAAAGCUUGCGAUGCGGCAUCUUUAGACAUAACUUCAAAUGAGAGUAUCGGGGCAAGAAAUGGUAUAAGAAGCUCAACACCUCUUCCGGAAAGUAUUAGCAGAAACAAAGAAGGCAAUGAAUAUGAUAUGGAUAAGGAAAGCAAUUGGCCCGCCAGUAGCAUCGAACGUGAUCAGCAUGACGCGUCAUACACACACAGUCGCAAAGGCAUACCCGACAAUGAAUCCGCAUUUGAACCUCCACUGCUCGCCACACAGAUCGAGGACGGCGUGGCAGAGCCUAACGCUUUGAUGUUUACUCAAGAAGAGAUGGACCGAAUUGGUGCUAUGUUAUACCGCGAAGCUGAUGCAGCGCUGCAAGGUCUCGUUAACCGUCAAUGCGAAAGGGCGCCUGCUAUAGAUCCAGACUCGAUGGUGUCUACGAGUUCAAAGGAGCAUGGAGGAAAAGACAAUGUGGUGGAUCCACAUGGCGGUCGCUUGGAACCCGCCGGUAACGGACGAGAGCCAAGCCAGCAUGUCAUGGGAGCAUCUGUGCAAUUUCAGAAUCGAGUCAACCAGAUGAUGGCUGAGCUCUAUCAUCAGGUCGAAGACAAGGCUGAGGACUUUGGACUGGCUUCGCUUAGGCGGAAACCAUUGGGUGAAUGGUAUAAAGGCAUCUAGAUUUGAGUGGGACUCGCAAGCUUCUGGAAUGGGUCGGAUGAAAUUCACAGCACCCAUAAUAAGCCGGGUGUCUUACAAGUUCCAGGCUACUUCUUCCAAUAAUAGAUCAACCGCAACAUAUGUUUCACAUUAAGCGGGUGGUCUGGAUCUGGCUGAUAACGGAUGGGGUGAAGGAUCAGUAUCUAGGCCCUUGCAGAGACCAAUACAGAAAUUUGGAAGAUUGAGUGCGUCUUCCCCCAUCCCAUCGUACAGUGUGCUGUACUGGGUGGAUAUCCGGAUCAGGCAACGGAGUAAAAAAAGUGUGGUUACUAACCGUGGAUCAAAUCUUGGUUAAAAUGCACACCGCCACCUUAAUUAGUGAGCUUCUCCUACCGCCCGCCAAAGAGAACAUUCGGACAAAGCCGGAAUACUAACCACUACCUCAGCAGUAAUUCAGGUAAUAGGGCACAGGCCCAUUACUAGUGUACGUGAAGCGUUUUGUUGCAUGUCCCAAUAAUAUCUUUCUUACAAUAUUUACUUUUCUAGAGAAGCUAUACGGUGUGUUCCAAAGUAGCUCACUAAUUAUAGUUACGCCGUACUGGGUUAGUAAUAUUGGCCUAGGUGGAGGUGAGACAAUACGGGGAGGCCUCAGGCCAGCAGAUCAAGGACCAGUGCCUGUGGGCCAAGACAGGCGGAGCGGCGAAGCGC
Messenger RNA from Aspergillus pseudonomiae, 2840 nucleotides. RefSeq lists its product as uncharacterized. NCBI's taxonomy places the organism in Eukaryota, Fungi, Ascomycota, Eurotiomycetes, Eurotiales, Aspergillaceae. Bases 396 to 2153 code for a protein of 585 amino acids. The record is from RefSeq and is a predicted model, not a curated record. The transcript is spliced from 4 exons.